AGCUUAGAGUUUUAGUGGGAUUUAAUCACUGUCACGGUUCAUAUUAAUAAUCUCCCGAAGGUGUGUUCUCUUCAUCCAUUUUUUUCCUUAGCCUCCUCAAAUUUGAUGGAGGAAUAACACUUGCAUCACAAACACAAAAUUCAUGGAGCAACAUGGUAACUGGCACCAGAUUUCAUCGGUGGGAACGGAAGCACGACCGUCUGGCACCGAUCCUGACGCUUAUUUCAACUCCUUCCCGCCAGGUUUCCGGUUCAAGCCUACCGACCUAGUAUUGGUCCAAGAAUACAUGAACAAGAAGCUGCGGAAUCAACCGUUACCCCCUAACCGCAUUCAUGAGGUCGAUAUUUAUAAAUUCUCUCCUGAGGAGCUCUCUGUAAGGUUCAGGUUACUUAAAGAUAGAGAGGAAGAGUGGUAUUUCUUUACUCCCAGAGAAAAAAAGUACAAAAAUGGGUCGAGGCCUGAUCGUUCUACUGUCAAUGGAUAUUGGAAGCCAACCGGAGUAAAGGUUAAGGUUAUUGAUGAACAGGGCAAGGAAAUUGGAGAAAGAAGGUCACUUGAAUUCUGGGAAGGACAUCAACCCGAUGGAAAAAAGACUAGUUGGAAGAUGCAUGAAUAUGAAGUUCCUCCACCGGUGAGGAGGACAAGACAUGACAUGCUGUUGGAUGAAUGUAUUUUGGUUAAGAUAUAUAACAGUGCAAAAGACAAGAACAAUGAAGGUGUAGCAGUGGGUCAGGCUGAAGAUCAGCAACAGAAUUCAAUCCCAAGUGAAUGUAAUUCAACUCAAUCAAUUUCAGUUCUGCCUUCAAAUCAGCUCCCACCGCCAAGGUUAGACCCACCACCGCCUGCAAAUGAACUUCUAUACUUAAUUACUGGUAACCAAGACAUGCAUGGAGGUGGUUAUGCUGAUGUAGCAACUUUGUAUUUGGAGUUUGAAUCUGCAUCGUCUUUGGAUUAUGAAUCUGCAAUGAAAGAGGGACAAAACCAAUGUUCUUCCACAAAUCAACAACAUUCAUCCUUUUUUGAGUGUGCAUUUGAUGAGGAGGAGCUUGCUUCGGAUUUUGGUUCUGUUGCCCCUCCACCACUCGAUGAUCUUUCGAGUAUUGUUUUUUCUUCAAAUGUAGUUUCCCGCCAGAGUGGCAAUUCAAUGGCAGCAACAGGGAAAGAAGAAAGCGUUUAGGAACAAAAAGGAAUGAUGAUCCUAGGCUAUAAGGGUAAGACAUGUAGUUUAUAUAUAUAUAUAUAUAUAUAUAUAUUCUGUAGGUUUAAUUUACAGAGUUCAGUCUGGAAAACUUUGAUAAGUUGAACCUGAAUCAGCAGUUUUAUUUAAGGUCUGUUGCAUAUAUUUAUUUUCAUUUUAAGGUCUUCUGUAUUUUAUCUGGUUCAAGGGGAACUUUGAACUGGAUAU
This is a messenger RNA of Rubroshorea leprosula, 1405 nucleotides long. The record is from the annotation of a GenBank genome assembly. Lineage: Eukaryota; Viridiplantae; Streptophyta; Magnoliopsida; Malvales; Dipterocarpaceae.